AUGGCUAGACUUGGGCUGCAGCUGGCGCUGCUGCUGCUGGCCGCGCUGCUGGUGGCGGCGGGGGGCGGCACGCCGGUGCAGCGCGGGGGCGGCGGGGGCGGGCGCCCCGCCACCGACGCGCCGUCGCUGCCCGGCCUCCACAUCGGGCUCAUCACACCGCACACCAACUUCGGGCGGCGCGAGUAUGUGCGCGCCGUCAACUCGGCCACCAGCUCGCUGACGCGCUCGCGGGGCCCCAAGUUCGCCUUCCUCAGCAAGUACAACUUCCGAGCCGAGCACGUCCACAGCACCCCCAUGCCGCUCACACCCAGCCCCAUGACCAUUCUGUCGUCCCUGUGCACUGAGUUCCUGUCGGUGAACGUGUCCGCCAUCCUGUACCUGAUGAACUACGAGAAGUACGGCCGCAGCACGGCGUCCGCACAGUACUUCCUGCAGCUGGCCGGAUACCUCGGCAUCCCGGUCAUCGCCUGGAAUGCUGACAACUCCGGCCUGGAGCGUAGGGCGUCGCAGUCGAGCCUGCAGCUGCAGCUGGCGCCGUCGUUGGAGCACCAGACGGCGGCCAUGCUGAGCAUCCUGGAGCGCUACAAAUGGCACCAGUUCUCCGUCGUCACCAGCCAGAUCGCAGGACACGACGACUUCGUGCAGGCGCUGCGCGAGCGCAUCACCGAGAUGCAGGACCGCUUCAAGUUCAACAUCCUGAACACGAUUCUGGUGACGAAGCCGGGCGACCUGCAGGAACUGGUGAACUCGGAGUCGCGCGUCAUGCUGCUCUACUCGACGCGCGAGGAGGCGGUGCACAUCCUGAAGGCUGCUCGCGACCUCAAGAUCACAGGCGAGAACUACGUGUGGGUGGUCACGCAGAGCGUCAUCGAGAACCGCGAGACACCCUCGCACUUCCCCGUCGGCAUGCUGGGUGUGCACUUCGACACGAGCAGCUCGUCGCUGGUGAACGAGAUCACGACGGCCAUCAAGGUGUACGCGUACGGCGUGGAAGACUUCGUUAACGACGCCCGCAACGCCGAUCUGUCGCUCAACACGCAGCUGAGCUGCCACGGCGCCGGAGAUUCGCGCUGGAAAACCGGCGACCGCUUCUUCCGGUACCUCCGCAACGUAAGCGUCGAAGGUGAACAGGGCAAGCCCAACAUUGAAUUCACGCCGGAGGGCGUUCUAAAGGCGGCCGAGCUGAAGAUCAUGAAUCUGCGGCCCGGAGUCAGCAAGCAGCUCGUCUGGGAAGAGAUCGGCGUGUGGAAGUCGUGGCAGAAGGAGGGCCUCGACAUCAAGGACAUCGUGUGGCCGGGCAACAGCCACACGCCACCGCAGGGCGUGCCCGAGAAGUUCCACCUGAAGAUCACCUUCCUGGAGGAGCCGCCCUACAUCAACCUGGCGCCGCCCGACCCCGUCACCGGCAAGUGCAGCAUGAACCGCGGCGUGCUCUGCCGCGUCGCCAACGACGUCGAAAUGGCGGGGGUGGAACUGCCGAGCGCGCACCGCAACGGCAGCCUCUACCAGUGCUGCUCGGGCUUCUGCAUAGAUCUGCUGGAGAAGUUCGCCGAAGAGCUGGCCUUCUCGUACGAGCUGGUGCGCGUCGAGGACGGCCGCUGGGGAACCAUCGAGAACGGCAAGUGGAACGGUCUGAUAGCUGACCUGGUGAACCGCAAGACGGACAUGGUGAUGACGUCUCUGAUGAUAAACUCGGAGCGUGAGAACGCCGUGGACUUCACGGUUCCCUUCAUGGAGACGGGCAUCGCCAUCCUGGUCGCCAAGAGAACUGGCAUCAUCUCGCCUACCGCUUUUCUGGAGCCUUUCGAUACAGCUUCGUGGAUGCUGGUGGGAGCCGUGGCGAUCCAGGCGGCAACCUUCACCAUCUUCCUCUUCGAGUGGCUCAGCCCUUCCGGCUUCGACAUGAAGCAGCAAGCGGCGCCGGCGCCCAACCACCGCUUCUCGCUGUUCCGCACCUACUGGCUGGUGUGGGCAGUGCUCUUCCAGGCCGCCGUCCACGUCGACUCGCCACGGGGAUUCACCGCACGGUUCAUGACGAACGUGUGGGCGAUGUUCGCCGUGGUGUUCCUCGCCAUCUACACUGCCAACCUGGCGGCCUUCAUGAUCACCAGAGAGGAGUUCCACGAGUUCUCCGGCAUCGACGACCACAGGCUAGCGAAACCUUUUAGCCACAAACCCAUGUUCAAGUUCGGAACGAUCCCAUGGAGCCACACAGACUCAACACUUCACAAGUAUUUCAAAGAAAUGCAUGCCUACAUGAAGAAUUUCAACCGGUCAACGGUUGCAGAGGGCAUCGAGAGCGUUCUAAGUGGCGAGCUGGACGCCUUCAUCUACGAUGGGACGGUGCUGGACUACCUGGUUGCGCAGGACGAAGACUGCCGCCUGCUCACCGUCGGCUCCUGGUACGCCAUGACGGGCUAUGGCCUCGCCUUCACACGCAACUCCAAAUACGUACAGAUGUUCAACAAGAGGCUACUCGACUUCAGAGAAAAUGGGGACCUGGAGCGCCUGCGACGUUACUGGAUGACGGGCACGUGCAAGCCCGGUAAACAGGAGCACAAGUCUAGCGACCCGCUGGCGCUGGAGCAGUUCCUGUCGGCGUUCCUUCUGCUCAUGUCGGGCAUCCUGCUGGCCGCCGUGCUGCUGCUGCUCGAGCACCUCUACUUCAAGUACGUGCGCAAGCACCUCGCCAAGACCGACCGCGGAGGCUGCUGCGCCCUCAUCAGUCUCAGUAUGGGCAAAUCACUGACCUUCCGCGGAGCAGUCUAUGAAGCUCAGGACCUGCUAAGACAUCAUCGCUGUUCAGAUCCGCUCUGUGACACACACCUCUGGAAGGUCAAACACGAGCUCGACUUAGCCCGUCUAAAAAUCAGGCAACUGCAAAAGGAGCUGGAAUCCAGAGGGAUCAAACCCAGUCAAAGAAAGAAGAAACGAGGCAGAAGCUGGGCAUCCUGUUUGAAUUGCAACGAGCUGCCUGCAGAUCGUCAAAUUAUGGACAGUACUGAUGUCCUGAAACACCGAGACAUGACAAGAAAUCAUAUUACUUCCACAGAGUAUUCUGGUCGCUUUGAUGGCAGUAACCAGUUGUUCAGGCCAUGCAGAACAGAAAUAGCAGAAAUGGAAACUGUACUGUGAUUCAUGUGCUAAUUGGUGUGUUGGCUGGUCCAAUAUAUUUUCUCAUAGCAACAGUAAAGCAUUCCUCAACCAACGAAAUGAAAUUUGUGAGAUAAUCUAAUGCUGAUAAAGACAAGCUAACUUUGUACACAUAACACUUCAUGAAAGGUGUAAAUAUUUUAGUGGAAAAAAGAAACAGAGCAGCAGCAAAAAUACAUUAUGUAGAAAAUCAAGAAAAUGGUUUUCAGUUAAAAAAAAAUUGCUACCUAAUAUUGGGCAGUGUAUGGUAAUAAAUAAAAUGCAUGUACUAAAGAGGGUAAACAUAACAUAUUUUUUGUGAAUCUGUGCAUUUGCAUGUGUGUGUGUGUGUGUGAGAGAGAGAGAGAGAGAGAGAGAGAGAGAGAGAGAGGAAGAGAGAGAGAGAGAGAGAGAAAGAGAAAGAAAGAGAGAGAGAGAGAGAGAGAGAGAGAGAGAGAGAGAGAAUACACUUGCAUCCCCCCAGAUGAUCACCUUGUGUGCACCUCCAUAUUUCAAUUACACAAAUUAUUGUUUUAUUGUAUUAUGAACCACGGAAUUUGCAUUAUUUUAGACAGCUUUUAACCAUAUGAUAUGUAACAACUGAAAUACCACAUAAUCAUUUGUUUAAUUGUGCAAUGAAAAACCAAAAUGCUCAAAAAAUCAAAAUGGUGCUACCCAUGUAAUAAUGAGACAGCUGAAUUUCAGUUGCAAAUCCAACAGAAUAUGUUAACUGUUCUUGUUCAUGCACAUGUGCCAUGUUAUGACUUACAGUUGUUGUUAAAUUACUAUUUUUAAUGUUGUUAAUGUCAUGAGCAUCUAUGUUCUUAUGUCAUAUACAUUAAAAUACAGCACUAAGAGUCACAGCAUUUUGAAUGAGAAGAAAUUUCUCAGUACUUACAAGACACAGAAGUUUGUGAGUGGACAUGAACAUAAUGUCAUAGUUGUCAUCUAUCUGAUUGAUUUGAUCACUGAGCAAUUACUAAGAAAAACAUAUAUUUUAGGUUUAGAAAUUUAUAAAGCUUCCACAGAAGAGCUGUAUAACUGAAAUAUGUUUUCUAUUUUAUUCUUUGCUGAUUCAGUGUGAAUCCUUGGGCUAAAUUAAAAUAUCUUAUUGUCACACAAUGUUCAUUUAUUUUAAAAAAUGAAUUAAAAUGUUCAAUACAAUGUCCUGAUGUUCAUUUGAGACUACUUGAUUUGUAACCAUGUAACAGUAAGUUGGUUAACAGGAGCACUAGAAUUAUGACUAUUGUUAAUAUUAUGUGUAACACAGUGUACUUCCAGUAAUGACAAAGAAAUAAGACAGCAUAAUUAAUUCUUACAGAGAAACAAUGAGCAAUAUGAAACAUACAUGACAGGAGUGUGUUAAUUCCAAAUGCUAUGGCUUCCAUUUUUAUUAAUAAAUAAAAAAGGGUGUAUAUAUGAAAUGCUUGAAAGUUCGUUAUGGUACCUGAGUAUGCAGUUUGUUGCUACUUCUCAGUUUCAUACAUCUAUUUCUUUUAUAUAAAUUUCGAAAAAGUGCUGUUAUCAUAGUUUCAUUAGUGUGAUAAAACAGAUUUUAUGUAAAGAGUUUUGUAAAAGUGUAUUUGAUAAGCAUCAAGAUAUUUGUCUAAAGCCUGCUGGAAACCUAACUUUUAUAAAUUUUAAAUAACACCCUUACAACUGUUAAAACUUACUUCUUACAAAUAUGAUGCACAUGAACAACUCAUUAAUUGUUAAAGAUGAAACUGAACGUCUGCUCUAUCAACAGAAAGAAGCUGAUGAAAUUUAAUUACUUUGAUACAUCAGAUUAUUAUGGCCUUAUAUUGAUUAUGGCAAAUUCACUGUGGAAUAAUAUAAGUCACUGAAUCAUACUUUUAAAUAAUAAGUGUUAAGUUUGUCACACUUAUUAUUCACGGUUAAUUAAUUUCAGAUGAAAACAAUAAAUGUUGAAAUGAUGACCUCUCUGGGCCACAAGACAGGAAUAGUCUACAGUUUUGUCAGCAUAGAUCUCUCUGUACUAUUAACAUAAUUGUAAACCAAAAAUAUUUGUCCUUAAUAGCUUUCACCUUUUAUACUGCUGUUGUACAUGUAAAAAAAGAAUAUGAAGAAUAUAUCAGAUAUUUUGAAAAUAAAAAUUAUUUCAAUCUUCAAUUAUUCCAAAGUAAUACAAAACAAUUACUUCCACUGCAUGGAGAAUAAUGCAGUGUAUCAUGGAAUGUUAAAUUUUAGCAAUUUAUAGUACAUUCUCACAAAUCAUUCCUCCCCAAAGGACAAAUGCAGUAUAUUAACAACAGUGGUAAAGAGACUUUUCUCCAUACAUUGCAUCUGAAGCCACUUAAAUAAAUAUUUCCUUGUCUCUCACAAUUAUAGUCAUAUUUUUGGUACUUUUUAUUAGUAGUAUCUCUGUGGAAGCUCAUAUAAAAUGAUGUAAUUACUUUAAGACAUGUAGACAUGUUCAAAAUGUGUAAGUUAUAAUGUAAAUGACAUAAGAAUCGUUUUUGACAGAAAUAAGUCUAUAUAUUUCUUGUUGUCCUUCCAUAUCUGUUGUUGCUUCCUUCUCUUAUGUGUAACAAAUAACUUAUUCUCCUUCAUCUACUUUGCCAGAGUCUAUACGAGUACAUUUGGGCAGUGCAAAACUAAAUAAAAUAUAUAAAAAUAUUAUUGUUAACACAUUAAUGAAAUAUUUAUUACUACAAUAAUAUAUAGUGUACUGUUUGUGUACAUACUGCAUAAAUAUAAAAAUUAUAAAUAAUAUAUUGAACUCAAUAUGUUAAUAUUAUAAAUGGAGUAGCUUGUAAAAUACAUUAUGGCUAGAUGUACGUGUAUGCAUACAUAUAUAAAUAUGUACUUCCUAAAUUGUUUAAAACAAAUAUGUGCCAAAUAUUUUUUCCAUUGAAUGAAGACAUUAAUACAUGGAAAAAUGUAAAACAAA
Molecule: messenger RNA, 6043 nt
Organism: Schistocerca gregaria
Lineage: Eukaryota; Metazoa; Arthropoda; Insecta; Orthoptera; Acrididae
Gene: Nmdar2
Product: glutamate receptor ionotropic, NMDA 2B
Exons: 19
Coding region: 1-3135 (1044 amino acids)
Biological process (GO): synaptic transmission, glutamatergic; monoatomic ion transport; modulation of chemical synaptic transmission
Cellular component (GO): plasma membrane; postsynaptic membrane
Molecular function (GO): NMDA glutamate receptor activity; transmitter-gated monoatomic ion channel activity involved in regulation of postsynaptic membrane potential
Source: RefSeq, a predicted model, not a curated record